Angiostrongylus costaricensis is the source of this 549-nucleotide messenger RNA. NCBI's taxonomy places the organism in Eukaryota, Metazoa, Nematoda, Chromadorea, Rhabditida, Metastrongylidae. The record is from the annotation of a GenBank genome assembly.
AUGUUAUCUUUCCUCGAUAGGCAGAUUAAAAUGGAUACCUCUGACGACGCCGAAUUAGUGGCGAACGAAAUUGAAACCUGUGAUGACCUGAAGACUUUGGAGCUGAGAGGUAACACAGUUGGCGUUGAAGCUGGGAAGAGGCUCGCUCGAGCUCUCGAAAAUCAUCCAGAGCUAGAGCGUACUUUAUGUUCGGCAAUGAUAAGUGCCAACUGCCACAUUACAGAACUCGAUCUUUCUGACAACGCUUUCGGACCCAUUGGAGCUGAAGGUAUUUCGCAGUUCUUAGCAUCGCCAUCCGCGUACUCACUCCAGAUUUUGAAAUUGAAUAACAACGGUCUCGGCGCCGGUGGACAGGUGCUUGGCUCCCUUGAAGAAAUCAGCAUAGCACAGAAUGGUAUUCGUGAAGAGGGUAUUUGCGCUUUGGCGAAGUCUUUCCAAUCAAAUCCUUCCCUUCGGGUCAUCAACCUCAAUGACAACACGUGCAAUAUUGAAGGAGCUCUGGAGUUGGCUGAGGUUAACAGAUCAAUAUGUAGAAGGCUGUUCCAAUAA